AUGUCGGUGGCCACCGGGGCCGGGGAGCCGGCGGCCGCCGCCGGAGCCGGCGGGAGCCGCGUUUUCUUCCAGAGCCCCCGCGGCGGCGGCGGCGGCUCUUCCCGGGAGGAGCCGGGGGUCGCCCCGGCGGCGGCGGCGCACGUCCAGCAGCAGCAGCAGCGGCGCCAUCAGCAGGGCAAAGUGACGGUCAAGUACGACCGCAAAGAGCUGCGCAAGAGGCUGGCGCUGGAGGAGUGGAUCGUGGAGCAGCUCGGGCGGCUCUACGGCUGCGAGGAAGAAGAGAUGCCAGAUGUAGAGAUUGACAUUGAUGAUCUUCUUGAUGCUGCUGAUGAAGAAGAGAGAGCACUCAAAUUGCAAGAAGCGCUUGUAGAUUGCUACAAACCCACAGAGGAUUUUAUCAAAGAACUGCUAACUCGGAUAAGAGGAAUGAGGAAACUGAGCCCUCCUCAAAAGAAGAGUAUAUAACUGGAGCAGGAGCCAUCCUGAGAGAUUUGACCAUGAAACUGGAACUUUUGAAUAGAACACAUUCUAGCUUAAUCGUUAUGAGCAAUUUAUUUCUAUUUUUAUU
This is a messenger RNA of Euleptes europaea (tarantolino), 568 nucleotides long. RefSeq names its product protein phosphatase 1 regulatory inhibitor subunit 14C (gene PPP1R14C). Gene Ontology annotation, cellular component: cytoplasm. NCBI's taxonomy places the organism in Eukaryota, Metazoa, Chordata, Lepidosauria, Squamata, Sphaerodactylidae. The transcript is spliced from 4 exons. Gene Ontology annotation, molecular function: protein serine/threonine phosphatase inhibitor activity. The coding region runs from base 1 to 465 and encodes 154 amino acids. The record is from RefSeq and is a predicted model, not a curated record. Gene Ontology annotation, biological process: regulation of phosphorylation.